Molecule: messenger RNA, 1181 nt
Organism: Astrephomene gubernaculifera
Lineage: Eukaryota; Viridiplantae; Chlorophyta; Chlorophyceae; Chlamydomonadales; Astrephomenaceae
Source: the annotation of a GenBank genome assembly
CUUUAAAGUAUGCCUUGUACGUGGGUUUACGUGGCUGUUGUAUAAAUUUAUCUUAGUAACUCGUGCCGGUAUACACGAAUGGCAAUCACAAUGUUCUCACUUCAAGCUUCGUUCACGCUUAAUAAACCUCUUCCAGCCUUUUGUAUUUAGCUAAGCCUGCACUGCAUAAUAAGCACAAUGUUUAGUUGCUUCAGUUGUGACUCCCAGGGUACUGCCCCUGCUAAGCGAAGCUUUAUUGCGCCCGGAGGGCCCAAGACCCAUGGCAGUACAGCUGGCGUUUUGUCGUCGUCAACUUCAGUCGGCGGCGGACUUCAGCAUCCCGCGGCGGUGGCGUUCCGGUCGGGGAACAUCGGCAUCACCUUUAGCGGGGCCGGCUUCCUGCUCCCGUACUUCAUCGGUGUCACCGAAGUCCUGCAGCACCUCCGCGUCCUCCGCCCUGGCCGCUCCACCCCCGUCGCCGGCUCCUCCGCCGGCAGCCUCGUCGCAGUCAGCAUCGCCUGCGGCCUCUCUAUGACCCAAAUGUACGACAGCUUCCUGGAUACCGUACGAGACUGUCGUACAAACGGCUCUUACCGCCGCUUGGAUGUCGUACUCAGACGCUGGCUGGAUUCCACUUUGCCGCCCGACGCCGCGGAGCGUUGCAGCGGCGUUGCUACAGUAGCCAUCACACGCCUGUUCCCACGGCCGCGUGCCGAGACGAUUAGCACCUUCACUUCACGAGAGGACCUCAUAGCUGCGCUAAUGACUUCUUGUCACAUCCCGGCUUACUUUAACGGCGAGCUAACCGCCAACUUCCGCGGCAAAACGGCGAUCGAUGGCGGCGUGACAUCGCUGAUGCCGCGACCCACUGCGCCACAUGACUUCCUGCUCAAGGUGUGCUGCCUCCCUCGCGCCCAAGUGGCCCGCCUGCCCAUCUUCAACCGGCGGCGGAUGCUGGAGGACCUGCACCUGGGUAUCACACCGGACGCGUUCGGAGCCUGGCCCUACGGCCUGAAGGACAUGUUGACUGCAGCCCUGCACCCCCACUCCGACGACUUCAUCCAAACCCUGCUGGAGGCCGGCCGCCACGACGCAACCCACUGGGCCCACGCAACCGGACUCGCACCCCCCGGCCUGCCGCUGCCACCCCGACCGCCCAUGCCGCCGCUCGUGCUGGGAGCACGAGCAGGCCCCGCGACGGC